AUGGCUCACGACGAGAGUAAAAAUUAUCCAAUCGCGUCCAAGGCGACUUGUCGAGAUAUUUAUAUGGACGAUCUUAUUUCUGGUACGACAACAGUCAACGAAGCAAUCGAGCUUAUUACGCAGUUAGAAAGCAUGUUUUCCUCAGCAGGCAUGGAGCUACGCAAGUAUGCAAGCAAUUACCCGGAAGUCCUGGAGCAGUUAUCUGAAUCGAAAAGAGCUCUCCAGUCGACAGUAGAUUUUGAUAAGGAUCAAACAAUAAAAACGUUAGGCUUGCACUGGGAAACCAACACCGACCGUUUGAAAUAUGUCAUUCUCGAUUCACAAACUGAAAUCACCUCAACGAUUACAAAAAGAACAACACUUUCUUGUAUCGCGAAAUUAUUCGACCCUCUAGGGUUACUAGGGCCCGUUGUGGUAACGGCCAAGUUUUUUAUGCAAGCUCUCUGGAGUUUGAAAGAGGACGACAAACUUUGGGACUGGGAUCGUGAACUCCCAGAAGAUAUGCAGAUUUACUGGAAAUCAUUUGUCGCUGAGCUUCCGCUUCUGAAUCAGCUUAGAAUCGAUCGGUUCAUUAUGCUUCCGAACACUGUCGACUUCGAAUUACACUUUUUCUCCGAUGCGUCGGAAAAUGGAUACGGUUCCUGCGUUUACGUUCGGUCAACCAACUCAAAGGGCGAAAUCAAAACAGCACUACUUACAUCGUCUUCCAAGGUGGCACCUUUGAAGAAGCAGAGCAUCGCACGUCUAGAGCUUUGUGGAGCACUCUCGUCGGCUAAGCUGUACAGCAAGGUUUCGAAGGCACUCAGGGUUACACACACAGCGACAGAGAAAUGGGACUGGAACUUCAUAGCUGGAGUUGAAAACCCGGCGGACAUAAUAUCCAGAGGACUUCCCGCAAACAAACUACUCGACAGCAGACUAUGGUGGGAGGGUCCGCAUUGGCUCGCUCAGGAGAGGAGUUUCUGGCCAGUGAAUGCUGCACAAUUUGAGCUUACGGAAGAGGCUGCUCAUGAGCGCAAAAGAAGCGCGCUAACGUCAGCUGCACUUGCACCUACAUUUGUGGACAGGUACAUCGCCAAUUUCUCCAACUAUCAGCACAUGUUGAGAAUGACUGCUUAUUGGAGGAGGUAUUUCACCAAUCGUCGUUUGCCGAAGUCUGAAAGGGUCGUAUCUCAACCACUUACAACAGAAGAAAUCCUUGGAGCUGAGAAUGUUUUGAUUCAGCUUGUUCAGCGAAAUAGUUUUCCCGAAGAAUGGAAGGAUUUGGAAAAUCAACGACCAGUUUCGAACAAAUCUCAACUUCGUUGGUUCAACCCAGUUAUUGCCACAGAUAAGGUUCUUAGAAUUGGCGGUAGGUUGGGAAAGUCGGCUCAAUCGUACGCAUCGCAACACCAAAUAAUAUUGCCAAAAUCUCACGCUUUCGUCACACUUCUGGUACGAUCUUAUCAUGAACGUUUAUUGCACGCCGCAACCCAAUUACUCACUAACACACUUCAUUUACGUUUCUGGAUUCUCGGUGGUCGAACCACACCAAGGCUCAUAGUUUACUCCUGCGUAGUUUGUUUUCGAGCCAAGCCGAAAGCCAUACAGCAUCUUAUGGCUGAUCUGCCAUCGCCACGCGUAAAACCAUCAAGACCGUUUUCUAUCACCGGUGUAGAUUUCUGGGGACCAAUUUACCUAAAACCUCGUCACCGUCGUGAUGCACCUAUUAAGGCUUAUGUGUGCGUUUUUGUGUGCUUUAGCACCAAGGCCGUCCACCUUGAGAUUGUAACGAACCUUAGCACAGCAAAAUUUCUCCAAGCUCUCCGUCGAUUUGUUGGACGUCGAGGCUUGUGUUCUGAUAUUUUCUCCGAUAAUGGGACGAAUUUCACUGGAGCUAAUAAUGAAAUUCGUCGCCUUCUAAAAACUAAAGACUUUCAACAUUCUGCUGCCCGCGAAUGCUCCGACAACGGAAUUCGCUGGCAUUUCAACCCACCCAGAGCUUCGCACUUUGGCGGACUUUGGGAGGCUGCCAUUGCUUCAGCCCAGAAACAUUUUGUUCGAGUUGUGGGGGACCGAAAAUUAGAAUUUGACGACAUGGAGACCCUGCUAGUUCAGAUCGAGUGUUGCUUGAACUCGCGUCCGCUCACCGAACUCACAAACGAUCCUACGGAUUUACGGCCGUUAACGCCCGGCCAUUUCUUGAUCGGCGAGGAACUGAAAUCUGUUCCCGACGAAAAUUGCCACAACAUUCCAUACAACCGGCUUCCACAAUGGCAGCAAAUCCAGAAAAUGCAGCAGGAGAUAUGGAGUCGCUGGAAUCUGGAGUAUCUACACACGCUCCAAUCUCGUACCAAAUGGUUCAAACCUCCCGUGGAGCUGAAAAAGGACCAGCUCGUUGUCCUUAUCGACGAGAAUCAACCGCCAAUGCGCUGGGCAAUGGCACGAAUCGUCGAUUUACAUCCUGGUUCCGAUGGAGUAGUUCGAGUCGUAUCACUACAGACACCCACCGGAAAAACAACCCGUUCAACAUCGAAAAUAUGUGUUCUUCCUAUUCCAUCGCCGUCCAAAGAACAAAAUUCAUCAAAAAUUUCCGAAUCACAGUAA
Uranotaenia lowii is the source of this 2586-nucleotide messenger RNA. RefSeq lists its product as uncharacterized. Bases 1 to 2586 code for a protein of 861 amino acids. The transcript has a single exon. Gene Ontology annotation, molecular function: nucleic acid binding. Lineage: Eukaryota; Metazoa; Arthropoda; Insecta; Diptera; Culicidae. The record is from RefSeq and is a predicted model, not a curated record. Gene Ontology annotation, biological process: DNA integration.